UAACACUGCUUGAACACCGUUACCCAAUAUAACCUAUUUAUUUUUUCCACAUUUCUCUAAACGUGUGACUUCAGUGUUUAAUUUGCGUCGUGACUGUUCUGCUUUUGCAGAAGUUCUCAGUAGCUACGUUAGCCGGCUAGCAGUAGCAUCACAUUCCUGUCAUGUUUAUGAUUUGAGUUCACUGUACAAUAAGUUGUACAACUGUUUACAACCAAAACAUGAGCAGGUAAACACUUUGAAGAAGCUACGAACAGUUCAUAUAUAACACAAUUAAAACGAACCGAAUGAAAACAUGCUAGUGAAGGUGUAGGCAGAGGGAUGUGCUAUUUGAAGUGCUUAUGAAAAGUGCACAUUUUAAUGUCACAUGGGUUAGCUCUCUCACAUUGUCGGGUUUUCACAUGAGCACGAGGUAGAGGUGUAAUAACUACGGAAAGCGGUAAAGCCCAUUAUUCAGUUGGUUCUCAUGGGAGCUCAUGAAGAGGACUCUGUGCUGCUACCAACAUUAACAAAGACGGCAGUUCUUCAACAAGUAAAUCACUGCUGUCUGUACCAGGAACAUGGAGAAGAUGUCACGGGUUACCACAGCCCUCAGCAGCAGUACAGUCACAGGUCGGACUAUGUUCUGCCACCUGGACGCGCCUGCAAACGCCAUCAGCGUGUGCCGUGAUGCAACCCAGGUGGUGGUGGCUGGCCGAAACAUUUUCAAGAUCUACGCUCUAGAGGAGGAGCAGUUUGUUGAGAAGCUUAAUCUCCGAGUCGGCCGCAAGCCGUCUCUCAACUUCAGCUGUGCAGAUGUGAUGUGGCAUCAGAUGGAAGAGAACCUGCUGGCCACAGCUGCCACCAAUGGGGCAGUGGUCACCUGGAACCUGGGAAAACCCUCUCGUAACAAACAGGACCAGCUGUUUACUGAACACAAACGCACCGUCAACAAGGUGUGCUUCCACCCCACAGAGGUAUACAUGCUGCUCAGUGGCUCACAGGACGGCUUCAUGAAGUGCUUUGACCUGCGCAAGAAGGAGUCUGUCAGCACAUUCUCAGGUCAGUCAGAGAGUGUAAGGGACGUCCAGUUCAGCAUGAAGGAUUAUUUCACAUUUGCUGCUUCCUUUGAGAAUGGCAACGUCCAGCUGUGGGACAUCAGGCGGCCGGACCGCUACGAGCGAAUGUUCACCGCCCACACCGGUCCUGUGUUCUGCUGCGACUGGCACCCUGACGACAGGGGCUGGCUGGCCACUGGUGGACGGGACAAGAUGGUGAAAGUGUGGGACAUGACCACAAACCGAGCCAAAGAGGUUUAUUGUGUUCAGACGAUCGCCUCGGUGGCUCGGGUCAAGUGGCGGCCUGAGAGGAAGUUUCAUUUAGCGACCUGCUCCAUGAUGGUGGAUCACAACAUCUACGUGUGGGACGUCCGCAGACCUUUUAUUCCCUUUGCCACCUUUGAGGAACACAAAGAUGUGACCACUGGAAUCGUAUGGCGCCACCAGCACGACCCUCACUUCCUGCUGUCUGGCUCUAAAGACAGCACACUCUACCAACACAUGUUCAAGGACGCCACUCGUCCCGUGGACAAGGCCAACCCCGAGGGUCUGUGCUUUGGACUUUUUGGUGACUUGGCCUUUGCUGCCAAGGAGAGUCUGAUCAGCAGUGAUGCCAACAAGAAGCCGUACCCUGUAGGCGACCGCCGCUACCCCAUCUUUUUCUUCAAGAAACCGGACCCGACGGAACAGUUUGCCCACGUGUCCAGCGCACUCAGUGUCUUCGAGACGGACCUAGACAGUAACCGCAUGGACUGGUUUGUCAAGACAGCACAACUCUACCUCCUCAGCGGGAAGCCGUUUGCUGAGCUGUGUGAUCACAACGCCAAGGUGGCCCGGGAGCUCAAAAGACCUCAGGUUUCCACAACAUGGACCAUGCUGAGAAUCAUGUUCUCUGACCCUGCAAACCUCUCAACACCCGGUCCAAACCUCAGUAAACUUGGCACGUUGCCUUUAAUGAACAGUUUCAGUAUGAAGGAGAUGGUUUCAGGGAUCGGCACAGAGAGCAGACUGGAGCGCAGUAAAGGUGAGAGCAGACAGGACAACAUCCACCUGGAGCCCGGGAACGCUCACAUCAGCAAUAAUAAUGAAGAAAAUGAGGAGACAGAAGGCAGCGAGGGCCAGGCUGAGUACAUGUUCGGUGAUGCCGAGUUAGAUGACGAUGACCUUUACUCUAUGGAGCAAGAAAACCAAGCAGCAGAGGAGCAGGAGUACACGCUGCCCCAGGAGGCCUUCCAGCUGCGCCAUGAGAUCAUGGAUAACCCGUCCGCUCCGGAGCACCUCCAGCAGGACAAGGCCGACUCCCCGCAUGUCAGCGGCAACGAGGCAGAGGUCACAUGCCUGACACCCAUCGAGUCCUUCUCUCUCAUCUCCAUCUCCCAGCCGCUGUUCAGCCCACAUCUCCCGGCCAGCUUCUUCUGUCCCAUUGUGAGGGAGAUGCUGAGCUACUAUGCAGAGCAGGGAGACGUACAAAUGGCCGUGUCCGUGCUCAUUGUGUUGGGGGAUCGGAUCCGUAAAGAGAUCGACGAUCUCACACAGGAGCACUGGUACAUGUCUUACAUCGACCUGCUGCAACGAUUUGAGCUCUGGAAUGUGUCCAACGAGGUCAUCAAGCUGAGUACGUGCAGCGCCAUCACCGGCCUGAAUCAGACGUCUACAACGCUGCACAUCAACUGCAGCAACUGCAAGCGGCCAAUGAGCAACAAGGGCUGGAUCUGUGACAGGUGCCACCAGUGUGCCAGUGUGUGUGCGGUGUGCCACCAUGUGGUGAAGGGACUGUUUGUGUGGUGUCAGGGAUGCAGUCAUGGUGGACAUCUGGAGCACAUCAUGAACUGGCUCAAAAGCAGCGCACACUGCCCUGCUGGCUGCGGUCACCUGUGUGAGUACACCUGAACUCACUGUCCACACAGACGCUGCUCUGAGGGAGUGGGAAUCAAUCUGCACACCGUUUUUUUAAAACACACACAAACAGACAAACCAACAUGUCUGUGUACGUCCAUCCAGGCCUGGAGAUCUUUUUGUGUGUGUGUGUGUGUGUGUGUGUGUGUGUGUGUGUUUGAAAAGAGAUGAGCUAAAGGUCAGAUUUAUGGAGUCUAAUGGAGCAAACACACAUCAUGUGUGGUGUCAUUUUUGUAUCUGAUUAAGUAAAAAUGUAUAUAUGCAAAUGUUAUGAUCGAUAUUCCAAUGACAUCAUAUUUUUCGUAUUCCCACAUGUGCAUUUUGCAUAUUUUUUUAACUCCUCGGUUUAAUUCUGGAGGCUUGUCAAAGGUGGGCUGUGAAUGUUUGUACAUAAAACUUAUUUUGAAGGACUGUAGAUAAUGUAACGUUAAUUUAUAUGUGGAAAAGUCUCUCAAUGCAAUACAUCCUAAGAUGACCAGUGAAGUCUGUUUUCUCAGCUACAAUUAUUCAAAAAUAGCUUGCUUCAGUUUCUACACAGACAAAGUGAAACUCGCAUUAAGCUUUGCAUAUAUUCCUCCUGCUGCCCAGCACAUCAGGCUCUCAGCCCUCGUCUUAUCCCGGUGCUGCAGGGAGGAUAUAAAGCCUCGCUUGAGGGCACCUUUGUUAGACGAAGAACACUACUCGUUCAUUUCCCCAAACUGCACUUCACUCUCAUGGGCUCAGAAGCUGGAAACCUGCCAACAUCUCUAGCCUGAAGUACAGCAUCAGUGUGUGAAGUUACAGCUGGUGAGAUACACUACAGAGCAGCUUUAAUAACCCGUGACAUCACAGUACCUCGCAGUCUGACACCACCUGAUUGAAUGAUUUUAAAAUUUAGUUCUUUGUUUACUUUCAGACUUUCAUGACAAAUUGUGACUGACAGACUGAGAAUAUUUUAUCAGUAAAGUCUCAACUCGUAACUCUGAUUGUGUUUCUUUGGACACAUUUACAAUCAUCAAGUGUUUAUUUUUUAUUUUUUUAAAGCACGCAGGAAAACAUUUUAUGUCAGAGUGCAUCGUAGUUUAAAUAUCGUCCUGUCUAUGAGGAGGCCAGAGCACUGCUGUACGAGGUGGACAGAGUCUUUAAUGUUGCUGUAUCUGCAUCAGCUGCUGGAUAUGACAAAUGGCACCUACUUGUUACAAAAACUGUCAUCACAUCGUUUCACUGCAGAGGCAGUAAAACAGACAAAAACCACAGUAUCUGUCAGACUGCUUUUGACUGCUCCUAGAUCUCUUGAAUGUUUCACACAGCUGCCCAUUGACUCCACACUGCUCCUUGAUUUUCUUAUUUCCUUGUUUGGAUCUGUUUGUCCCCAUGUGUGCACAUUAAAAUUUAGCUUCUCCCUCGUCUCUGCUAAUAAACAUUCUCAACUGCUGUUUUUACAAUAAAUCACAGAUAUUUUUUAAGCCAUCAUAAAA
Labrus mixtus (cuckoo wrasse) is the source of this 4387-nucleotide messenger RNA. RefSeq names its product WD repeat domain 24 (gene wdr24). Gene Ontology annotation, molecular function: protein binding. Gene Ontology annotation, biological process: positive regulation of TOR signaling. The transcript has 11 exons. The record is from RefSeq and is a predicted model, not a curated record. Bases 558 to 2924 code for a protein of 788 amino acids. Lineage: Eukaryota; Metazoa; Chordata; Actinopteri; Labriformes; Labridae.